GCGAGGGAGCAGAGCAGGCCGGGGACCUGCAAGCCAUAGUGGCUGCUCUUUGUGUGCUGCGAGGUGGGGGACUCUGGGCAGGAAGCUGGCUGAGCCCCAAGACCCCGGGGGCCAUGGGCGGGGAGCUGGUGCCGGGCCUGGGGGCCCUGAGGAGGAGAAAGCAUCUGCUGGAGCAGGAGAAGAGUCUGGCAGGCUGGGCACUGGCACUGGCAGGGAUUGGCAUCGGACUCAUGGUCCUGCACGCGGAGAUGCUAUGGUUCGGGGGGUGCCCGUGGGCAAUCCACCUGUUCCUGGUUAAAUGCAUGAUAAGCAUCUCCACGUUCUUGCUGCUUUCCCUGAUUGUGGCCUUUCACGCCAAAGAGGUCCAGCUGUUCAUGACGGACAACGGGCUCCGGGACUGGCGCGUGGCGCUGACCGGGCGGCAGGCGGCGCAGAUCGUGCUGGAGCUGGCUGUGUGCGGGCUGCACCCGGCGCCGGUGUGGGGCCCGCCGUGCGCGCAGGGCUCGGGGUCCCCAAAGACGGCGGUCACGCAGUCCUGGCCGAGUUUCCUGGGCCAGGCGGAGGCGCUGCUGUCGCUGGCCAUGCUCCUGCGCCUGUACCUGGUGCCCCGCGCCCUGCUCCUGCGCAGCGGCGUCCUGCUCAACGCCUCCUACCGCAGCAUCGGCGCGCUCAACCAGGUCCGCUUCCGCCACUGGUUCGUGGCCAAGCUGUACAUGAACACGCACCCCGGCCGCCUGCUGCUCUGCCUCACGCUUGGCCUCUGGCUCACCACCGCCUGGGUGCUGUCGGUGGCCGAGAGACAGACCGUUAAUGCCACCGGGCACCUUUCAGACACACUGUGGCUGAUCCCCAUCACAUUCCUCACCAUCGGCUACGGGGACGUGGUGCCAGGUACCAUAUGGGGCAAGAUUGUCUGCCUCUGCACUGGGGUCAUGGGGGUCUGCUGCACAGCCCUGCUGGUGGCCGUGGUGGCCCGGAAGCUGGAGUUUAAUAAGGCAGAGAAGCACGUGCACAACUUCAUGAUGGAUAUUCAGUAUGCCAAAGAGAUGAAAGAGUCGGCCGCCCGAGUGCUGCAAGAGUCCUGGAUGUUCUACAAACAUAAACGCAGGAAGGACUCUGGAGCCGCCCGCAGGCACCAGCGCAGGCUGCUGGCCGCCAUCAACAGGUUCCGCCAGGUGCGGCUGAAACACAGAAAGCUCCGGGAAAAAGUGAACUCCAUGGUGGACAUCUCCAAGAUGCACAUGAUCCUCUCUGACCUAAAGCUGGGUCUGAGCACCUCACACCAGGCCCUGGAGAAGCAGAUUGAUGCGCUGGCAGGGAGGCUAGACACCCUGACCGAGCUGCUUAGCGCUGCCCUGGGUCCACGGCAGCUUCCAGAACCAAGCCAGGAGGCCACGUAGCUGGACCCAGCCAGGAAGAACUAGGCUACUUUCCCCAGGAUUGAGGUCAAGGACAUUCUCUCUGCUACUCCUAACCCAGCCCCACGCAUACAGCCAGUUAAGCGUAAGGAUCGAGGGGGGCCACACCUUGGGGUGGGUUGACUCCCUGAUGGCUGCUGGCGGGGACACUGGCUGAAGGAGGGAGGCCAUGGCCCAUCCCCACCGAGGCCCCAAACGGGAAAAUGGUCACCCCUGCCCCACAUACCCUGUGCCUUCGGGCUGGGACUCCUGAGUCCCAGAGGAGGAGGAGGGGAGCGGGGGCCCAGAGUCCAAGAUCCUGGGCUGCAUCAGUUACCCGCUGACCAGCACAGAUGAAGGAACGAGGCCCGAGGCAGGAGGCAGAGCCCCCUGGCGGGAGAUCGAGGAGGACACCAGUUCUCCAGAGCUGCAGAGAAUUAUC
This is a messenger RNA of Balaenoptera musculus (blue whale), 1839 nucleotides long. It is a transcript of the gene KCNN4, whose product is annotated as potassium calcium-activated channel subfamily N member 4. Lineage: Eukaryota; Metazoa; Chordata; Mammalia; Artiodactyla; Balaenopteridae. The record is from RefSeq and is a predicted model, not a curated record. The transcript is spliced from 9 exons. Bases 114 to 1400 code for a protein of 428 amino acids. Gene Ontology annotation, molecular function: small conductance calcium-activated potassium channel activity; intermediate conductance calcium-activated potassium channel activity; calmodulin binding. Gene Ontology annotation, biological process: potassium ion transmembrane transport. Gene Ontology annotation, cellular component: neuronal cell body; plasma membrane; neuron projection.